This is a messenger RNA of Lathyrus oleraceus (garden pea), 3421 nucleotides long. Its product is annotated as myosin-binding protein 2. The transcript has 4 exons. Lineage: Eukaryota; Viridiplantae; Streptophyta; Magnoliopsida; Fabales; Fabaceae. The coding region runs from base 198 to 2984 and encodes 928 amino acids. The record is from RefSeq and is a predicted model, not a curated record. Gene Ontology annotation, molecular function: myosin binding.
CAUAAACAUUACAAUACAGUGACAGAAUCACUACCAUUUUUCUCAGACAAUGUUUCUUUUGCCAAUUACAAAGCUUUUUCUCUCCUGUCAAAAACAGUAGAAAACAUAACACUUUUCUUUUCAACCUGUUUUUCUUUUCUUUACUCUUGUACUAUUAUCAACUCCUUCUAGUGUAUGCAUUUCUUCAACAAACACCAAUGGCUGCUACCAACAAGUUUGCAACCAUGUUACAUAGAAACACCAACAGAAUAGUUGUAAUUCUAGUCUAUACAUUUCUUGAAUGGAUCUUAAUUCUACUUCUUCUUCUCAACUCUUUGUUCAGUUAUCUUAUCACCAAAUUUGCCAAAUGUUUUGGCCUUAAACCACCUUGCCUUUUCUGUUCAAGGCUUGAUAGUGUGCUUCAGCAAGGGAAUAGUAGCACAAGUUUUAACAGUGAUGUUGUUUGUGAGACUCAUGCAACUGAGAUUUCAAAUCUUCGUUUCUGCUCAAAUCAUCAAAGACUAGCAGAAACUAAUAGCAUGUGUGAGAAUUGUUUGGCUUCUAGACCAAGUCAUCAUAGGAUUGGUUUUGUUUCAUUGAUAAGUCAUGAAAAACAUGAUGAAAAUGGAGAGAGUCUAGAUUGUUGUUCUUGCUGCAAUGAGAGUUUGAAUAGACAUCUUUAUCCUCCUUAUUUGCUGUUGAAGCCUUCUUGGGAAGAUGGAAACUAUCUUAGCAAAGGCUCACUCAUUGUUGAAUCAAUAGAUGAUGAUGAUGAUGAUGAUAAAGAAGGUGAUAGUAAAUACAUUGAAUUUGAGAUAAACAAUGGAGAAGAUCAUGAUCAUGAUCAUGGUCAUGAUGAAGAGGUGUUAGAUGAACAUCAGAUAUUUUCUGAUAUUGAAAGUUUUAUCCUUAGAGAAGUGGCCGAGGAUCGAUCGAGUUCGGUUUCGAACUUGAAUUCUGAUGAAAAAGAUGACAAGGAAGAUGAUCAAUUUACUGAUACUCCUAUUAUGCAGGUUUCACACUUGGAAGAUAGAUCAAUUGAAAUCAUCAAUAUGCACUUUGAGUAUUCCGUAGCUCGUGACGACGACCGGUUGAUCCCUGUUGAUUUAAUAGAUUCAUUCACUUGUUUAAAUUUUGAGUCAAGCAAAUUGAAUGAUGAUCUGAAGGAGGGGAUUGAGAUGAUUCAAACUUUUGUCACUGAGUCAUUGGUUGAACCGCAUUCGAAUGUCUUUGAAGGGGAGGUUUUACUCACAAGGAAUGAGAAUGCAGACAUGAGAGAACUUGAAGAAAGUUUGGAAAAUUCAAUAACUUUGGAAGUUGAAGGGUUAAAUCAGAAUUCACUAGUUCAAACUUCUGUGAAUGAUGAUAAUAGUAUUCAAGAACCAGAAAAUGCACAAGUUGAUCUUUUUCGAUCUCAAGAACCGAUUUGCUCGUAUGAAUGCACACAAGAAGAUGAAUCUGAAUCAAGUGAUGAUGAUGAUGAUGAUGAUGAAGCUGAAAAUGCCUUUGAAAAUUUCAUUUCUCAGAAUAAUCUAAGAAUGUCUCAUAGUUUAUCCAAUGAUGAAAAAAGUUUGGAAGCAGAUAUGGAAGAAAAACAAGAAAAUACUCCACCAGAUGAUCUGCCUCCAUCUGAAGAACCAACCUGCUCAAAUCAGUGCAUACCAGAAGAUCAAUCUUCUACAAGUGAGGAUGAUACUGAAGUUCCUAAUGCAUUUGAUGAUUUCAUUGCACAGAACAAUAUAUAUACUGAUAAAACCGGUGUAAAUGAUGAUGAAAUGGCUGAGAAAACAAUAUCAGUUGAAAAAGUUGAGGAGGAAAGAAGCCAUCAAUCUUCAAAAUUCUCAGAAUCAUGUGAAGUAGAAGAAUCUAUGGAUGGAAGUGUUGCAAGUGAGGUAGAAUACGGCGAUCCGGUUUUAACAAUCGACCGGCUAAAAAAAGCGGUAAAAGCCGAACAAAAAGCUCUUAGUGCUAUAUAUCAAGAACUAGAAGAAGAGAGAAGUGCCUCAGCAGUAGCUACAAACCAAACAAUGGCAAUGAUUACAAGGCUGCAGGAAGAAAAAGCAGCAAUGCAGAUGGAAGCAUUGCAAUACCAAAGAAUGAUGGAAGAACAAGCUGAAUAUGAUCAAGAAGCUUUACAGAUUUUGAACGAUUUAAUAACGAAAAGAGAGAAAGAGAAGCAAGAACUUGAGAAGGAAGUGGAAGAGUAUAGGGAAAAAGUGAUGGAUUACGAAGCAAAAGAGAAGUUAAGGUUGUUGAGAAGAAUGAAAGAUGGAAGUGUAAAAAGUAGAGACUCUUCCUGUUCUUGUUGCAACACGGGAUACACCGAUGAACUAUCCGUUGAUCUUAACAACGAAGAAAAAGAAGAAGAUGUCGACACAGUUUCUAACUUGGAAGAGAUAGCAUUAGAUUGCGUAAAGCAUGUAAGUGAACUCGAUAGUACUUUAGAAGAAUUUGAGGAAGAAAAAGCCUCUAUUCUUGAUCAACUCCAAGCAUUAGAGGAAAAGAUAAUUUCAUUGGAAGAUGGCGAAGAGUUUCUUGAUGAAAAAGAAGACUAUUCUAAUGGAAUUUCAUAUGAUAAAACCUCUCCAAGAAAAACAAUCGGUUCCUUGGCAAAGAAGUUACUUCCAUAUCUAGAUGAAGUUGAUAACGAGAACGAUGAAGAAGCAUUUCCGUUCGACAGAGAAUUGGAAAGUGAAUCAAAUGAAAUGCAAAUGCAAAUGCAAAAAUCAGUUCCUAUAAUGAGUGAAAUGGAUAGCAUGAAAGUGUGUGUUGAAGAGGAAGUUGAUCGUGUUUAUGAGAGGCUACAAGCUCUUGAAACAGAUAGAGAGUUUCUACAACAUUGUAUGGGAUCUAUACAAAAUGGUGGAGAUGAAGGAAAGGAUUUGCUACAAGAAAUCUUGCAACAUCUUCGUGAUCUUAAGAUUGUUGAACUUCGUUUGAAGAGUUUGGAUAAUGAUCCAUCCACUAUAGUUGAGUUACAUUCACCAUGCAAAGACUUGAAGUAGGUAUAAGGUAUAUGCAUUUUACAUUGAAUCUAAGUCUGGUUUUCUGGUGUUAUGACAUGGUUUGUGAAAUUGGUAAUAUCAAGACUACAAAGUUGAAGCAUUUUCAUAUCUAGAGUGUGAGUAUGGGCUAUCUACAAAAAUUGUGAGGCCCAUAAUUUUGUAGGAUGAGAGGAGAGAAAAUGUCUCUUAAAAGUAUGGGCUUAUAAAACUCAAGAGAAAAUUAUGUGUGGAUCAUUGUGUAUAAUUGGUGGGUCGUGCUACUAAUCUGGAUUUCAAAGUUUGAACAGAGACUUUGUUGUGUAAUUGGCGUGUCUGGAUUUUAAAAUCCGACUUUUAGGGAUAUUUUUUAAAUUUUAUCGGAGUAUGUGAAGGUGUAAUUUGAUACUAUUUCUCAAACUCUAUUUUAAAAAUUGUAAAAUUUAUGUUUCACUUUCUUU